Messenger RNA from Paramacrobiotus metropolitanus, 3660 nucleotides. RefSeq lists its product as uncharacterized. The record is from RefSeq and is a predicted model, not a curated record. The transcript is spliced from 10 exons. The coding region runs from base 430 to 3363 and encodes 977 amino acids. NCBI's taxonomy places the organism in Eukaryota, Metazoa, Tardigrada, Eutardigrada, Parachela, Macrobiotidae.
AGCGGCAAGCUGAAUUGGUGUCACCGGCUCUUUUGUCUGCUGCCACUUGAAUCCGACUUCGUAGUUCAGUCAUAAAUUCAUAAUCAUAAUCUCAUUGUGAGUUAUGAGUAUGAAAUUAGGAGCGUACGAAAGUGACGGAACCUUUCUUCCAACCGUUCUCUUUUCUGUGAUUUUAUGAUUAUGAAUUUAUAACGUGCGAGCUAGUAUGUUAAAUUUAGAUAUCUGUUAGUUACUACUUAAAAUCAGUUAAAUUUCAGGGGGCACCUGUUGUGGUCCUUGUGGAUCUCACUGACAGCAUUGGCUCACUGAUUAGAGUUUGCAAUAGCGUUUGCUCUCUUGACUUUGUCUUUUGGAGUUAUCUAUUAGAAUUUUUUUAUUUGGCCAUUUCUGAUUCUAAAUGUGAUUCUCCGCAUCGUCCCCUGUAAGGCAAUGGCGCUGUCAGGGCCGAUGCAGCGACCCAUCCUGAUUGGAAAUGCAGCCUCCGCCAGGAACCCACCUCGAAAAAAGACCUCAUCGGACUCGGAUUGGGGUGAUGGUGAUGAUGAGCUGUUCGCGUCGCUGGCCGACAAUUUCGAACUAACCUCACAAACUGAAAACAUCCCCGUUGCGCCAUUGCCAAACAAUGCCCCUGCUUCAAGCGUGCGCCCCGUGCAGCCCCUCCAGCGUGGGCCUUCUCGUUCCAACCUACCAAUGCCUAGUAAUGCCCCCUCCGUUAAUGCAUCUGUUCCACGACCAAUGCUUCCCGCACCACGCGGUACACAGCGACCAGCAGCACCAAUUCCACGGCCCAACCAGCCCCAUUAUCCUGCCCCAUCCCAGAAAAGUUUCCGUGCUCCUAUGGGCACGCAGCUGAACAAUCUGAGAAGCUCCUACCCGUUUGCGCCUAGUCAAAUGGUUCCUGCUCAAAGAGCAGUGGGAGGAAUAUUCCAACUUAUUCCAAACCUGUGCGACCCCCGCCUUCGCAAAUCCCUUUUGGGGACCCAGUUGCCAGCUGUGAGUCCGGUUGCCAGCUUUGUAAGCAUCAGCUCAGCCGUGUCAUCUGGUGCUCAACCCUUGGAAGGUGAAAGUGUUGCGGAUUUACAAAAACAGAUUGAUCAGCUGAAGGCAGAGCUGCGGACUAAAACUGGUGAAACAAAGAUACUCCGGGAGAAACUUUCCGAAAAAGAAACCGAAAUUAGCAACCACGGCAAAGAGAAACAGGAAAUUAUUCUAUCUGCAAAGCAACGAGAAACCGAUUUGGAGAGUGAGCUGGCGCUUGUGAAGAAAAGAUGUGAAGCAGACAUUAAUUUCAAGGAUCAGGAUCUUUUUAAAAUGACAGACCAGUUGCACCGACUGGAAAUGCAGAAAAACGUUCAUGAGGCAUCGGCUUCAGAUGUGAUAGGAGCUGGUCGCAAGCGUCCUACCGACCAACUGGAACAACACGAAAAUGGUGGAUUUCAAACUAAUUGGCCUUUCCAUGGCGGCUCUGCCAGAAAGAAAUCGUGUAAGCGCUCAUAUGCAGAGAUGGCCGAAUCGCCCGUACAAACUGUCUCAGCGGAAGUGCAGACUGAUUUCUCGCAGCUCUCUGUCGCGGGAAAGUCUGCGGUAUCUGAUCCGGUCCCGGUUCCACAGUGUGAUGAUUUAUAUUCAAUGAGAUCUGAGAGAAUGGCGCGACUUUCUGAGUUCCUGGCUGAUCUGAAUGAUUGUCGAUUGGAAGUGGACGAGCGUCUCAGUACAUCCGUGCUGAUUAAUCCAUUUCCAAAAUUUACACUGACAUCCUCAAUUAAAUUUAACAACCGAAAGGAAUAUGUGCCUGUAGCAGAGGAAAAUCUUACGAUAUCUAGGAAUGAACUAAAGGACGGAAUUAAGACAAUCUGGAAGCAGGGAUCUCAGAAUACAUGGCCCACGCAUCUCGUUGCUGCCGAUGCAUUGCAUUUAUUCAUGGAGUCAAAUGCAGCACUGCACAUCGAAAGCCCGGAGAUUUGCUAUGAAUUUUUGUUGAGUGCGUUGGUGUCUGCUGCCGGCGAGCAUGUGCGGCAAUAUGUCGGUCUCCUGUAUAACCUAUGCUGGUUCCAUAAUCAACUCAUUCGCGGUUGUUCGGUGUAUGUUCUGGAGGAAAUAAGUAUUGUGUGUGGUAAGAUGACGCUUUUGGAGUAUGCCCUGAAAGUUUUGCGCAGUUUAUCUAGCGUAACGGUGCAGUAUCUGAAAGCGAUGGAACAUAACUGCAAGGUGGCAUUGGUGAUACUACGAAAACUUUUGGAGAAUUUUCCGGAGUUGCACAAAUUGUACGUGCAACAUACUCCAUGUGGUGAAGGGGCUCAUGGAGGUAAAAUCCCAAAAAUGGCCGAUAGUCCGGAUAAAACUUCCGAAUGUGCUGAUAAUGAGCCGAUUACUUCGUUUCUUUCUCUAAAAAGCCACGGAAGGGACCGCCGCAAGAGCCUCCAUGGUGACUGGAUUGCGUAUCAUAUUACAUCCGGUUAUGGAAUUGGUCAGGCUGCACAAGAACAGAUGAUAAUUCGCUUUAUGAAAUUCCCCGAGAUUCUAAGAUCUACCUCAAUUCUGGAUCUCAUGCUGAUGCUUAUGGAUCCUCUACAGUUUAAGAUAUUUGAGUACGACAUCAUGAGAUUGUCAUGUUUAGUGGUGACUGUCUUAGCGGACAUCGUAGACGUUUACAGCAAGGAAGGACGAAUAGUUGCAGAACGGCUUCCGGAGAAUGAAGUGGUUCUGAACUACGUGGCCAUGGCGGAAACUGAGGAAUAUCUCCUUGCGCCGGUACUGGAGUUACUUUUGGCUUCUGUGAAAUUUAAGCCGUUUGUCAUCACUUGGUGCUCAAAGGAUAUUGAUACAUGUAUCCUUCUUCGGCUGUAUUACAAUGUGUUUCUUACCACGGACAAGCAAGAACUGCUGACCGGGUGUGAUCUGCAUAUUCAGCUGAUCGAUCUUCUUUUGGAAAUAUUGAUGAGCGAUGAUGCCGAAAUCUGCUCCCUUGUCUGCCAAAAGAAACGACAUUGUACUGAACCGCUGGCGUGGCAGUUGACGGAGCUCCUGCAUGCCUAUGUCUGUUUGAUUCAGUCUUCUCGAAUGUACAUUCCGGAUUUGGAAGUCCCUGCGAACGUGCAGCAGUUUGUUACCAAAUCAGUCAUGUGGUUGUUUGCCUUGAAGAGAAAACAGAAGCACCGAAUAUGGAACAAAUAUUUUUCAUACGUGGAACAGUUUGUCCAGGCCAUUGUAGUGGUACUGCACGACGAACACCUGUAUGAAUACGAUGAGGAUUUCGGCGAGAUGCUUACACGGUUUUACCUCGAGUAUCCUAAACACGAGCCAAAGAAAACGUCCCGGAACAAUAAAAGACUAAGACUGUGUCCAGUCAUGGAUACCGAUUAACUGAAUCGAUCUCAUUAACUGUAGCUGUGGCCUGUGGGGACUUUGCGAAAAGUUUGCAAGGCUUGGAAGAGCUACCGUGACGAGUUUUCCAGCGUGAUGAAUAUCGCCGCUCUUGACAACAGCGGCCAGAUUUUUAUUGGCCGAGUUGAAACUGCAAAUAGCUGAGUAUUGCGCUAAUUUUUUUGCGCAGAUUCAUCACCUUCUGGCAGUUUUGUCUUUCUUAACAUCUAUCCGAAUGGUAUCAUUUCUGACUUGUGAGCAACUGAUUCGACUAAAACUUUUACGCGACUAUGUAAG